Hemibagrus wyckioides is the source of this 2725-nucleotide messenger RNA. It is a transcript of the gene rtn4r, whose product is annotated as reticulon 4 receptor. The coding region runs from base 617 to 2023 and encodes 468 amino acids. Gene Ontology annotation, molecular function: protein binding. Gene Ontology annotation, cellular component: plasma membrane. The record is from RefSeq and is a predicted model, not a curated record. Lineage: Eukaryota; Metazoa; Chordata; Actinopteri; Siluriformes; Bagridae. The transcript has 2 exons.
UCAAUUCUUUCCUCUCCCAGCAGCGCUGCUUGUCUCCUUUCCUCUAUCACUCUUUGCAUGGACAUUAUUUUCUGGAAUACUACAUUAAUCAUUCCCUUUUCACCUCUGGAUCACCUCUGACUCGUUUAGGAUUCCGUUCUCAACUACAAGACCGGACAUUUAUUAUUAUUAUUAUUAUUAUUAUUAUUAUUAUUAUUAUUAUUCAACUACCGCACCCCCUGCUUCCCUUUCUUCCUCACUCACAUACACUCCAGUACAUCGGGCUCGUGAGUGUUUGAACCUCCGCGUCUGUGCGCGCGCGCGCGUGUGUGUGUGUGUGUGCGCGUGUAUCUGCAUCUGGUCUUCGGUCCGGGAUCCUAACCGCGCUCGCGUGCCCGAUGCCCGAUGAGUGAGCGCGGACCCGUCGGCGCGAGACUCCGCUCUCCGUCUCGCGCCUCUGUUGGCUGAAUCCGCGACCCGCGCUUUCCUUCCUUCCUCAAGCACGCGCGGGAUACGGGAUUCGCCUUUCUGUUGUUUUUGUUGUUUUGUUGAUCUCGAAGAGGGUUUUCGUGGACCGUUUAGCUGGAAUUACUGGAAUUUUAAAAAAUAAAGGGAUUUAUCCUUAUCAUUGCCAAUCAUGAAGUCUCUCCUGCGCGAGGGAGGCCGACUCUUCUGCCUGGUGCUAUGGCUGAAUGUUGUGCCAGUAUUGAAUGGCUGCCCAGCAAAGUGUGUGUGCUACAGUGAGCCGAGACCAACCAUGGCCUGUCAGCAGCAAGGCCUGUUCUCUAUUCCUACCGAAAUCCCUGUCCGUAGCCAGCGGAUAUUCCUCCAGAGCAACAAACUCACAGUGGUCCGUUCCACCAGCUUUAGCUCCGUGCAUAACCUCACCGUCCUCUGGAUGUAUUCCAACAACAUCAGCCACAUUGAGUCUGGGGCCUUCUAUGGCCUGGAGAGACUGGAAGAGCUGGAUAUCGGUGACAACAGUAACCUUCGGAUCAUCAGUCCCUCUGCCUUUCGAGGUCUGACCAAGCUGCAUACUUUACACCUGCACAGAUGUGGACUGUCUGAACUUCCUAUUGGGGUGUUUCGCGGACUCUACUCACUUCAGUACCUGUAUUUGCAGGACAACAAUCUGCUAGCCCUGCACGAUGACACUUUUGUGGAUCUGGCCAACCUUACCUACCUGUUCCUGCACAACAACAAGAUCAAGGUGGUGACGGACCACAUGUUAAGAGGGUUGAUCCACCUUGACCGCUUGCUCCUGCAUCAAAACCGUAUCAUUCAUGUACAGCAGCGAGCUUUUAACGACCUCGGGAAGCUCACUACCUUGUUUCUGUUUUUCAACAAUCUCACUAUGUUGAGUGGUGAAACGAUGGAACCAUUGGUAUCACUUCAGUAUUUACGUCUCAAUGGGAACCAGUGGAUUUGUGACUGCCGAGCUAGGCCUCUGUGGGAUUGGUUCAAACGCUUCAAAGGUUCCAGCUCUGAUCUUGAAUGCCACCUUCCAGUCACUCUAGUGGGGAAGGACCUGAAACGACUUAAAAGCAAUGACCUGGAAGGAUGUAUCGAGACCAAUCCUCACUCUGGAAAGUUCCUGUCCUUUGACGACCCCAUGGGGGAGAGUAUUCCAAGAUGCUGCCUUUCAGAUAACGACAAAUCCUCCAUCAUUUCCAGCAAGACCCUACCUGACCCCUCAUCCUAUAACAGCCGCCAAAUCACAAACAACCCCCAGAAGGAGAAGGAGAACAUUUCGAAGACGAAGGUCCUAGAAACAGAACGGUUAAAGAACGACACUCGCAGCAAGCAAGGAGUAAGUCUCAAUGAUGGGCCAUUGGCAACCCUUUCCAACAACCUAGAUCAGUCCCUGGACAAACUCAACCCAGACCUGUUGGAUAUGGAACCCUCAACAGCACCUAAAAGGAAAAAAAAGUGCUCCAAAAAGCCCAAAUCAGAUCAGUCAUGUCUGAAGGGCCAUGGAUCUACUCUUAGAGCAUUGGGCCUUCUCUUUUUUCCCAUGUUCUGGUUGUCCUUAACCAUGUCUUAGUUUAAAGAGGACCAAAUUCUCGGAUCAGUCUUGCUCAUGACAAUGGCACAAAAAAUACCUUUGGUAACCUAGAGUUACAGACAGAGACUGUAGAAUGGGUUGCGAGGUUAACCUGCACGGUUGAGAAUGAACAAAAUAUAAAGCUAAAGACACAUUUAAAGAAAUGGAUGCCUUUACAAAACCCAUAUGAUUUAAUGUAUAUAAAAACUCAGUGCCCAAAUGUUUGUUCUAUGUAAACUUUAAAUGUGCCGUGUUUAAGCAACACCGCAGAGAGAGUCCUCUUCCCCUUUACCCGCAAAAGCUUACACUGACCAGAAAGUGACUACCGAAAACACACUUAAAAAAAUCCUAAAAAAAAAGAAAGAUCUUUAAACAAAACCAGAGAGCCGAAAGCACACAAGAAUGUUGAAGGUGCGAGACGAAGAUUUCCGUUGCCAGUGUUAUUCUUCAAAGAGUGAUACAUUUGUUCAAUACUGUUAUGUUUUUUAUGUUUAUAAGUAUUUCUGUAAAGAUAAAAAAUGUUUAUUUCUCCCUAAAACAUGCAGCAUUCUGUCUGCGUCACAACAUGAUUUUUACAGGUGGCGACCGUCAACGGAAUGCUGUCUAUCUGUUCACUGAGAUUGCGAUGGAAUUAUAGAUAUGCAUUUUAUUUUACUGGUGUACAAGCAUAAAUAUAUUACAAAUAAAAUAUCUCAUUUUGUA